AUGAGUGUUAAGCUUGAAAACUUUGGAGAUUUGCACAAAUGGUCCAAGGAACUCCUCGAUGACGAUUACAAUCAUGGUCAAUAUGUCGUCAUUAAGACAAAGAACGUUGCUGCUGAGAGUAACUCUGAGGUUAGCUCAACCACUAAACUCAGUACUGCUGAUAAGACUUCUGGAGAUUCAAAGGUCGGUUUAGAAGUUAAGUUCAAGGGUAGCGUUAGAGGAGUCUCAUUGGAGGGAGUUCAGAAGAAUGAUGGUACCAAUACUCUUGAAGUGAAGAGCGAUUAUCUUGAGAGAGCUUCCAAAAUCAAGGGACUCUAAUUACUCGCCAAUUUCUCCGGUGUAGCCAUUCCAACAAACUAAGCUUUUGUAGCAAAAGCAGGUCUUGAAUACAACACUAGCUGCUGCAAAGGAAAGCUUAUUGCUAACUUGAGAUCAUUCUUAGUAGAGCACAACUUUACUCAUAAAGCAAGAAGCAACUUCUUGCUAGGCUACAAUAUUAUCCUUGAUCCAGUCACUCAAAACCUUGAGAAAUAUGAUUAUGGUCUUUCUUGGUCACCAGCUGAAGGUGCUUUUGUUGGUCUUAGACACGAAUCUCUUUCUAAAGAGAAACUUUAAUUAGGAAAAGUUUUAUUCCUCCUCCACCAUAACGUCUCAACUUCAAGAUCUAUUGGCAGUGAAUUUGCCUUUAACUACUCAACUAAUGAAAAAGAUGCAAGACUUGGACUCUCAGAAAAAAUUGAUGAUGAUACCCAACUAAAGGUCAAGGUAAAUCACAAAGCAUAUGUCGACCUUGUCUUAAAGCGCAGAAUCAACAGCGUCCUCACCCUAGGCUUAGUCUCAGGAUUCAAUGCUCUCAGAGUCGUCUAAGAACAAAAGACAGGAACCCUCCCUCUAGGUUUUUCAUUGGACUUCAAGUUCUGA
This is a messenger RNA of Stylonychia lemnae, 921 nucleotides long. NCBI's taxonomy places the organism in Eukaryota, Ciliophora, Spirotrichea, Sporadotrichida, Oxytrichidae. The record is from the annotation of a GenBank genome assembly.